Messenger RNA from Polychytrium aggregatum, 1302 nucleotides. Its product is annotated as transcription factor subunit Med10 of mediator complex-domain-containing protein. Gene Ontology annotation, cellular component: mediator complex. NCBI's taxonomy places the organism in Eukaryota, Fungi, Chytridiomycota, Chytridiomycetes, Polychytriales. The transcript has 4 exons. Gene Ontology annotation, biological process: regulation of transcription by RNA polymerase II. Gene Ontology annotation, molecular function: transcription coregulator activity. The coding region runs from base 92 to 1024 and encodes 310 amino acids. The record is from RefSeq and is a predicted model, not a curated record.
CGUCAAGCGUUCACGCCGCCCUUGGUCUCCCUCCACACCGCCGCCUGGCUCUGCAUCGCCUAUCCCCCCCCCGGAUACUGCGCAUCUCCCGAUGGACUCGAUCGAAUCGAACGGCUUCUCGGCCAUGGAGACCCUCAGUCCCAACACCUCCAGCACAAUGCAGACCUCGACGCCGCUAUCCACCACGCCUCCGUCCUCGGCUCGCUUUGCUGCCUCAGAACCAAACCACGCUUUCGGCAACUCGGCCGGCUCUGUCUCGCUGGCUGCGGCGUCUCUUUAUCCUGCUGGAUCGGCUCCGCCAGCCGAUCCGACAUCCAUCCUCGGCUCUCUGGCCAGCCUCGAUUCCGUCUCCAGCUCCAACGCCACUUUUGCCAACGGCUCUGUUCCGCAUCCUGGACCUCCCGGCUCUUCGCCGUCAUCGUCUGUGUCUUCGCCCGAGGCAUCCCAUCCCCCAGCUCCGACGCCAGGUCUCCAUUCGUUCCAGCCGCCGACAGAACGAGGCGACCCCGUUGACUCAUUGGAGACCACCCUGCUCGGCUUUUUGGACUCGCUGCUCAAGCUUGGCAUCACGGUCUCGGACUUUCAGGUCGACUCCAACCCGGUCCUCAUCAGCCGCCUGAACGAGGUCGUCUCCAACCUCGGGGAACUCAAUAGCCUGAAAGACUCGAUCGAUAUGCAGAUCCCGAUUGCCCUGCUGGAAUGCAUCGAGGACGGAAACAACCCAGAUCUGUACUCGCGCAACAUUGUGCAGGACGUUGUCAGCAAGAACCAGCGGACCCACGGCAAAGUACAGAUGCUCGAGACCUUCCAUUCCGCUCUUGAGACUGAAAUCCAGCACAACUUCCCUGAGUUGUUUACAGACUAUCAGGCCGCCCGAUCUCAACCACAGAGCCAACCCAUCCAGCCGCCUCCAUCGUCAUUGCACACCUUUUCACCACCGGCGUCGUCAUCGUCAUCACUACAACCACAAAUGGCUCCGCUGCCAUCGUCAUCGGUAGCUCCACCACCGCCAUCACUCCAGUAGCCGUUCGUCACGCUGCCCGAUAUUGAGCUGCGUUGUUUCAUCCAACUCCACUUCCAAACUCCUUGGCCCUCACAAGCUUGCUUCUAUCGUGCCAGCCCACGCUCUCCUCCGAACCACGCCUUGACUUUCCCCGAGGGCAUUGUCAAUCGGUAUUGCCCUUCGUCCUCGCGGAAACCAGUACAUUCUGGCCUGAGACUCGGCCACGCCCUUCCAAUCUAUUCCCUCGGCUACGCUCUCACCGUCACGCAUACUGCCCCUCCAUCCCUCCAUCCCUCCAU